Messenger RNA from Oryzias latipes (Japanese medaka), 1077 nucleotides. It is a transcript of the gene igfbp2b, whose product is annotated as insulin-like growth factor binding protein 2b. Gene Ontology annotation, cellular component: extracellular region. The record is from RefSeq and is a predicted model, not a curated record. Gene Ontology annotation, biological process: regulation of insulin-like growth factor receptor signaling pathway. Gene Ontology annotation, molecular function: insulin-like growth factor I binding; insulin-like growth factor II binding. NCBI's taxonomy places the organism in Eukaryota, Metazoa, Chordata, Actinopteri, Beloniformes, Adrianichthyidae.
CACUAAACUGUUUACUCAAAGGGUUGACUCUUGGAUGAUCCUCUGGUUCACGUUGCACUCGUCCCGGGGUCAUUUUUAUUGUGUUUAGAGUUUUUUACCAACAUGAAUCUCUGUUUAACAUUUGUUUUUUUGCUAACAUUCUUUGUUUCACCUGGAACUUUGCUGGCCGAAAUAGUCUUCAGAUGUUCAAGCUGCACAGCAGAGAACAUGGUUGGAUGUCCAAAAGUGGAUGCCGGGUGCACAGAGAUUGUGAGAGAGCCGGGCUGUGGGUGCUGUCCGGUGUGUGCCAGGAUGGAGGGUGAGUUCUGUGGGGUCUACACCCCCAGAUGCUCCAGUGGCCUGAUCUGCUACCCUAGCAUGGAUGCUGAUCUACCUUUGCAGCAGCUCAUCCAGGGGUUUGGCCGCUGUGUACAACAAUCAGACGAAGGCGCCAUGAUAGGUUUGGAGCACCAGGCAACAAACGAGGUGCAAGGGACUGAAAAUCCACUGACCAAGAGACCGUCCAUGGAUGCCUGGUUGAGGCUGGAGUCUGCUAUAAAAAUACACCAGAAUGAUCUCAAAAGUAAAAUGAAGAUCAGCCAGAGACAACCACAGAGUCCCUGUCAGCAGGAGCUGAACAAAGUCUUAGAAGAAAUCUCGAAGAUGACCUCUGAGGAUAACAGAGGCCCUCUGGAGGACCUGUACGGGCUCAAGUUUCCAAACUGUGACAGACGUGGACUGUACAACGUCAAACAGUGCAACAUGUCUACCCACGGUCAGCGUGGGGAGUGUUGGUGUGUUAACCCCUUCACCGGACUUCAAAUUCCAUCAACGCCUAAAGUCAGAGGAGAUCCCAACUGUAAUCAGUUCCAGGAGGAGCUCUUAGUGAUGCCCACAGAAACAACGGCUCGCUAGAAGACUUCACCAAACCAAGUGUUUUUUGUUUUGUUUUUUCACCAGACCAGAGAAGGUUAACAACAUUGUUCUGAACAUUGUGUAACUGGUUAUGGUAAAACACAAACACAAAAAAGUGCAUAUGUCAGCAACAUUCUCCCAGAGGUUGCCAAAAACAUCCAAUAAAAGAGUCGAAAUGAAAGA